Molecule: messenger RNA, 5537 nt
Organism: Tarenaya hassleriana
Lineage: Eukaryota; Viridiplantae; Streptophyta; Magnoliopsida; Brassicales; Cleomaceae
Product: protein NETWORKED 1A-like
Exons: 6
Coding region: 434-5353 (1639 amino acids)
Cellular component (GO): plasma membrane
Molecular function (GO): actin filament binding
Source: RefSeq, a predicted model, not a curated record
UUGUCUCUCACAGAAAUCCCAAUCUAAGCAUAUAUAAUGGAGAGAGAGAGAGAGAGAGAGAGAGAGUAGUUGAAAAGUGAAGUAGAGAGAGAGAAUGGGCUAAUCUGCAGUACAUUGAAGCUGGGGUUUGGUGUGAACAGCGUCUGUUGGUCAAGAACUUUGGCUUGUUUGGGUUGAGGAAGAACUUGUCUUUUAUCAUUCAUAGGAGAAUCAGCCUUUGAUACAAACCCACAAAGCGAGUAGAGGUGAAAGUCCCGUGGCAGGGAGAUCAAGGAACUCUCUGUUUGUAGGAUAUUAGCUGCGGGCGAGGGGGGAAAUAUCGAGCUCGUUGACUCUGGCCUGGAACCAUUACCUCGCCCUUUCCCAGUGGAGCGAAAGGGACCACCAUUGGGUGAAGUCCAAACCGAUAUUUCUGAUUCUUGCAGCCGGCGUCAUGGCCACUGUGUUGCAUUCAGAGUCCAGACGCUUGUACUCUUGGUGGUGGGAUAGUCACAUCCCAAAGAACUCAAAAUGGCUUCAGGAGAAUCUUGCAGAUAUGGAUACGAAAGUCAAGUCGAUGAUCAAACUCAUUGAAGAAGAUGCGGAUUCUUUUGCGAGGAGAGCAGAAAUGUACUACAAGAAACGUCCAGAGCUCAUGAAACUGGUGGAACAGUUUUACAGAGCUUAUCGUGCAUUAGCUGAGAGGUAUGACCAUGCGACAGUGGAGCUUCGCCAUGCUCAUAAAACCAUGGCAGAAGCAUUCCCAAACCAGUUGCCUUUCGACAUGAGUGAUGAUUCCACAUCGUUUUCUUCUGAGCCUCGUACCCCUGAGAAAAUGCCACUGCGAAUUCAGCCAUUUUAUGACUCUGAAGACAUGCAAAAUGAUGGUAGUGCAAGUAACAAGGGCUUAAGACAAGUGAAGGAGCUAUUCAGGAAUCCAGAUGCUAAUAAAGCAGAUACAGAAGUUGAAGCCUUGAAGAGAACUUUAAUGGAACUUCGGGCUGAGAAGGAGGCUUUGAGUCUCCAGUAUCAGCUCAGCCUGAACAAACUAUCCAGACUGGAGAAAGACCUUGACAAUGCUCAAAACGAUGUGAAAGGGUUUGAUGAUCGUGCUUCCACAGCUGAGAUUGAGUUUAAGAUACUGAAGGAAGCCCUUGCAAAACUAGAAGCCGAGAGGGAUGAUGGACUUCUUCAGUAUAAUCAGUCGGUGGAGAGAAUAGCAGAGCUGGAGGCUUCGAUUUCACAAGCACAAGAAAAUGCAAAGGGCCUCAGUGAUCGAUCAUCUAAAGCAGAAACAGAAGCUCAUAGUCUCAAGCAAGAGCUUUCUAGAUUGCAUGCUGAGAAAGAAGCUGGGUUAGCCCAAUACAAGCAAUGCUUGGAGAUGAUAUCUGCUUUGGAGAAUAGAAUCAGAGAUGUUGAGGAGAAUACCCGGAUGUUUAAAAAUCAAUCUGAAAGAGCAGAGGAUGAAAUUAACGCAUUGAAACAAGAACUUGUGAAGUUAAAUGAAGAGAAGGAAGAUCUGAAUCUUCAGUACCAGCAGUGCUUGGAGACCAUUUCAAAGCUAGAGAAUGAACUUUCUCAUUCUCAAGUCAAUGCCCAAAGAUUGAGCAGUGAAGUUCUGGCUGGGGCUGCAAAAUUAAAGACUGUGGAGGACCAGUGUGCUCUUCUGGAGAGCUCGAAUCAAACUCUGAAGGCCGAAGCAGACAAUCUAAUGCAAAAGAUAGCAGCCAAGGACCAAGAACUUUCAGAGAAGCAAAAUGAUCUUGAAAAGCUUCAGGCUUUACUCCAAGAAGAAUUCUCUCGGUUUUCAGAACUUGAAGUCAAUCUUAGAAGCUUGAAGGGUUUGCAUUCUCAGUCUCAAGAGGAACAGAAAGCUCUCACCUUGGAACUUCAAAGUCGGGUUCAAAUGUUGAAGGAUCUGGAGAUGCAUAAUCAUGAGUUGGAAAAUGGCAUCAGCUCGGUUAAAGAAGAAAACCGGAACUUAAGUGAGUUGAAUAACUCUUCCACCAUCUCCCUUCAGAUUCAGCAAUAUGAGAUUUCUAGUUUGAAGGAGAUGAAAGAGAAGCUCGAGGAAGAAGUUGCAAGACAAAUGAACCAGAGCAAUUCCCUUCAAGAAGAGAUCUACCGUCUGAAGGAUGAAAUUGACAGCUUGAACAGAAGAUACCAUAUGUUAAUGGAGCAAAUCAGGCUUGCGGGUUUGGAUCCUGAAUGUCUUUCUUCCUCUCUGAAGAAACUACAAGACGAAAACUCGAGGCUGAUUGAAUUGUGCGAUAACCAGAAAGGUGAGAAGGAAGCUCUGACUGAGAAGUUGCGUGAAAUGGACGUCAUUUUACGGGAGAAUGUUUUUCUGGAGAAAUCGCUUUUGCAAUCAAACACCAAACUGGAAGGCUCUAGGGAGAAAGCAAAUGAUCUGCAAGAACUAUGCCAAUCUUUACGGGGAGAGAAAUCCGUGCUUGUUGCUGAGAGAGCUAAUCUGCUAUCUCAGUUACAACUCAUGACAGAAAAUAUGCAAAAGCUUUUGGAAAAGAACACCUCGUUGGAGAAUUCUCUUUCUGGUGCAAACAUCGAGCUUGAAGGUCUGAGGGAGAGGUCAAAAUGUUUCGAACAAUUCUUCGAGUUGUUAAAAAAUGAAAAGGCUGAACUAUUAAAGGAAAGAGAAUCUCUUGGCUCUCAGAUGAAUCGGGUUGAGGAGAGGCUAGGAGUCUUGGAGAAGAAAUUUUCGGAAUUGGAGGGGAAAUAUACUGAUCUGCAGCGGGAGAAACAGUUCAUGAAUUUUCAGGUGGAAGAAUUACAGGUUUCAUUAGCUACUGAGAAGCAAGAACGGGCUAUUUAUGAACGUUCAACUGAGACCAGAUUGGCCGAUCUUCAGAAAAAUGUGAGCUUUCUUCGAGAAGAGUGCCGAUCCAGGAAGAAAGAGUUUGAGGAAGAGCUUGACAGAGCUGUAAACGCUCAAGUCGAGAUCUUCAUCUUGCAGAAGUUUAUAGAAGACUUGGAACAGAAAAACUUUUCUCUCCUGAUUGAGUUCCAGAAGCAUGUCGAGGCAUCAAAAUUCUCCGAAAAACUUAUCUCCGAGCUGGAAAGCGAGAAUCUUGAGCAGCAGAUGGAAGCAGAGUUCUUGUUGGAUGAGAUUGACAACUUGAGGGGUGCCAUCUAUCAAGUGAUGAAGGCCCUUCAGCUCGAAUCAGAUUAUAAGCUUGCAGACUGCAAGAUCGCGAAAGAAUGGGUUCCUGUUUCACGUAUAAUGGGUGAGAUAGAUUCCCUAAAUCGGUCGCGUUCCAGUACCGAAGAUGAGAUGCAGAGACUUGUAGUUCAGAACUCAGUGCUAUUAUCUCUACUUGGACAGUUCCAGUCAGAUGGGUUGGAAAUGGAAUCUAAGAAGAACAUCCUUGAGAAGGAUUUAGAGAUGAUAAUAGAGCAACAUGAACUGCUGAAGAAGGACAAACAAGAGCUACUGGAAAUGAACCAGCAGUUGAAAUCGGAAUUGAUCAAGAGAGAGCACCGGGAGCAAGAGCUAAGGGUCAAAUUGCAAACCGAGCGUGUAAAGGGCGAGAACUUGAACAAGGCAUACAAGUUUUUGCAACAAGAGUAUUCCAAUGCACUCGUCAAAAUCGAAACUUUGCUGCAGAAGUUUUCGGAACUUAAGUGCGAAAUGUGUACACUACAGGAAGAAAAUGAUGCAAUUCUUCAGGAAGCUGUUGCUUUAAGUAACAUGUCAGUGGUUUACCACUCCGUCGGGGAUGAAAGAGCUAAACAAGUCAAAGAUUUUACCGAAAAGAUGGAUACUUUGGUGGAAAUUAACUCCAAUCUUAAACAAAAGCUCGAAACAAUGGAGGAGAAGUUGAGAGAAAAAGAAGCAGAAGGGCAUGAGCUUAGCAAGAAACUGGAGAAGUUACAGGAAGGAUUCGAAGAGGCAAACGAGCUGAACGACCUCUUAGAGAAUCAAAUUUCAGAUAAAGAUGAAAUCUUUAGACAAAAGGCUGUAGAGCUUCUCGAGGCAGAACAGAUGCUCAAGGCUACACACAAUGCAAAUGUGGAAUUGUGUGAGGCAGUUGAAGAGCUGAAGAAGGAAUGUGAAGAAUCGAAGGGAAUGAGGGCAAACUUAGAGAGACGGAUUUCUGAACUUCUGGACCUCAAGGGGAGGCAGGAAGAAGAGAUCGUAAAGCUUAACACUUUGAAUGAAAACUUGGAAUCUGAGAUCGGUGAACUGAAGGCUCAGUUAUCUGCUUAUGAUCCUGUUGUAGCAUCACUGGCCGAAGAUAUAAAAUCUCUCGAGGAAAGUGCCCUAUCUUUGACGAAACUUCCAGCAACAGUUGAUCGAAGCAGAGAGGAGGAGCACUCGGAAGCUACAGUCUCCCGAGAAUCCGAAGGGCAAAGUGGUGGAACACCAGGAGACAAGAUUGUGCUUCUGCGGGAAAUGAAAACGAGAAUCAAAACCAUUGAGCAGGUAGUUGUGAAUGAAAGGGAUAGACUUGUUAAGCAGAGAAGGAGAAGUUACUCGAAUAGAAGCAGAGACCGGAGGAAGGUGGAAGAAGACAGAUAUCUCGACGAAAAGGUCUCUGGUGAAAUCAGACCGCGAAGAUCAAGAGCGAGAAUGUCCGAGGUGAAAGGCGGGUUAUUGGUGAAAGAUAUUCCUCUUGAUCAAGUUGCAGACAGAAGUCGGGGAACUAGUUGCGGUUCCAAUGAUCAAAUGCUCGAGUUGUGGGAAGAAUCUACUGAACUAGAUGCCAGCAUAAAGUCUCUGAUCAACCGUAAUAACUCGAAAAAACCCGUAAAUUCUCGUAUCCAUCGCAGGAGUAGGAAUCCAUCGGCGGAAUUACAGUCGGAGAAAGUGGUCGGAGUCAUUGACAAGCUCGAGUUAUCUAGAAGCAUCGAAGACACUGCAAAGAUUCAGGAGAGACUUCUGUCUGAUUCACGGAGACUGACGAGCCUUCGGGUAAGCAUUCGAGAUCUGAAAAACAAGCUGGAGAUGAACGAGAAACAAGGUAGAUUUGGUAACCCAGACCACGAAAAAACGAGGAGAAGGUUGAGAGAGAUGGAAGAAACGAUCUUGCAGCUGGUGAACACGACCGAGAUACUGUCAAAGGAGAUCCAAGAAACUGGAGAUGCCAGAGAUAUAUACAGAAAGGUGGUAAUGGAGAAAUCGAAAAACGGGUCUGAGAAGAUCGAGCAGUUGCAGACCGAGAUGCAGAACAUAGAGAGGACGGUUCUUAAGCUUGAAGAUGGAGCCAAGAGCAGAUUAAGGAAGAAAUUCUCGGAGAAUCGGACAGUGAUUCUGUUGAGAGACAUAAUCCACAAGGGCGGGAAAAGGACAGCGAGGAAGAAGAAGAAGAAUCGAUUCUGUGGCUGCAUGAGAUCUCCAGCUAAUGAAGAGUAGGGGGUGGUGAAUAACAUAACAAGCAUCUAAUUUACUGUCCUUUUUUCAUAAUAUCUCCAUGGACCUGACUCUAGACAGAGUUUUAUGUUAAACUGUUAGGGCAAGUUCUCUCUGUAGUUUCUGUUAUUUCUUUAUCAUUCAGAGAACAUGUUCUUGAAAAUUGCUCUCUGUAAGCCAACGUAAA